Zalophus californianus (California sea lion) is the source of this 6087-nucleotide messenger RNA. Its product is annotated as KIAA1549 like. The coding region runs from base 146 to 4450 and encodes 1434 amino acids. The record is from RefSeq and is a predicted model, not a curated record. The transcript is spliced from 23 exons. NCBI's taxonomy places the organism in Eukaryota, Metazoa, Chordata, Mammalia, Carnivora, Otariidae.
GUGAGCAAGUCGCGCCGCCAGGUGCCCCCGCCCUCCGGCGCCCGGGCCAUGGCCGGAGGUGCCCGGUGAGGACCGGGGCGCCGAAGGCUGGGCUCCCCGGCGCGGUGCGGUGCGAGGCAGCGGCCUGGAUGUGUGAAGCGUCCCCAUGGCUCGGCAGGAGGCGAAGCCCCAGGCCCCGAGGGAAGCUGGGCCGACUGCACGGGGGCGCAGGGGCCGGGCCGGCGGGGGAGGAGCCCGCGGCCCGGGCGUGAGGGGCUCCGGGCUGGCACCGGGUCCCCGGGCCGCCGCGUCCCAGGAUGCGCCGCCGCCGCCGCCGCCGCCGCUGCUGCUGCUGGGACUGUUGCUGCUGGCGGCCCUCUCCGAGCACUGCCUGGCCGACACCGGAAUAGACAAUCUACAGAUAACAGUCAGCCCGACCCCGGAGUCAUUUCCUCAUGGGAAAGUGUUACCGAUUGCACCAACAUGGCCUUUCUCCGAAGUCCAGUCUUCCUCGGCAGUGGCCAGAAUCCAGAAUGUGCUGGGACCGGCCCCUGACAACACGAGCGUGCUGCAGUUCCCCCGAACACCUCCACCCAAGACACACCGCAGAGCUAGGGCUCACGGGGACUUCUCUUCCUCCCCUUACCAAGGAAGUGGCCAUAGCGCCUCCCUCGAGCCUUCCAAGGAUUCCACGGAGUCUGUGGUCCAGCCGAGACCUCAAGGGGGAAAAGACGCAACCUCCAUGUCAGCGGACCCCUCAGUGUCGUCCAGGGUGGAACUGACAGCCACAACAGCAGUAGCCACGUUGUCCCUGGGGAAAUCAAGUCCACAGGUGCUGUCUGCAGCCCUGGUCGCCAAGGCCCCCGGCAGCAGCCCAGCAGCCAUGGCCUCGGGAUUAGUCAAGAGCAGUUGGACCCCUGCCCUGGCUAAAAAUGCCACAAACAGCGCGGUGCCUGGCCCAAAGACAACAGCGGGGGCGGUGCAUCCAGCCUUCUCAUUCACACCAACCUACAUGUUUGCAAGAACAGCACACACCAUGAGUGCUCAUACAGCCAUGCAAGGCAACCCAGGCACCGCCUCGGGCCUGCUGUCCACAACACACCUCCCCAGGAAACCACAAGCCAUGCACACGGGCCUCCCAAAGCCCACCAACCCAGACAUGCCCAGGGCAUCCACCGCACGCCCACUGACCAGCACAGCGGCCUUGACGUCCAUCACCGCCCCAGUGAGGGCCACCCGCGUGCCACCUGCACCAGCAGGAAAUACAGACACCGCUCUUCCCGCUGCGUCAACGGCCGUGGUCACCACUGGCAAAAUGGCAUCCAACCUGGAGUGUCAGAUGUCCAGUAAGCUCCUGGUGAAGACAGUUCUCUUUCUGACCCAGAGGAGAGCGCAGAUCGGUGAAACCUUGAAGUUCGGUGUAGCCAAAGGGCUCACGCAGGCAUUACGGAAGGCUUUCCAUCAGAAUGACGUCUCAGCUCACGUGGACAUUCUGGAACAUUCUCAUAAUGUCACCGUUGGUUAUUAUGCUACCAAAGGGAGGCUGGUGUACUUGCCUGCUGUAGUGAUCGAAAUGCUGGGUGUUUAUGGGGUCAGCAACGUCACUGCAGAUCUGAAGCAACAUACCCCAAACUUGCAGUCGGUGGCAGUCCUUGCCUCCCCGUGGAACCCCCAGCCUGCAGGCUACUUCCAGCUGAGAACAGUGCUGCAGUUUGUGAGCCAAUCCGACAACAUCCAGUCCUGCAAGUUUGCUCAGACGAUGGAACAGAGACUGCAGAAGGCCUUCCAGGAUGCUGAGAGGAAAGUCCUGAAUACCAAAAGCAACCUGACAAUUCAGAUUGUGAGCACAUCCAAUGCCUCCCAGACAGUCACCUUGGUGUACGUGGUGGGCAAUCGGAGUUCCUUCCUCAACGGCACGGUCGCCAGCAGCCUCCUCCGCCAGCUCUCGGCUGAGCUGGUUGGGUUCUACCUCACCUACCCGCCGCUCACUAUUGCCGAACCGCUGGAAUAUCCCAACCUUGAUAUAUCAGAAACAACCAGAGACUAUUGGGUAAUUACAGUGCUCCAGGGCGUGGACAAUUCGCUGGUGGGCCUGCACAACCAGAGCUUCGCCCGGGUCAUGGAGCAGCGCUUGGCCCAGCUCUUCAUGAUGUCCCAACAACAAGGCCGGCGGUUUAAACGGGCCACCACCCUGGGAAGCUACACUGUGCAGAUGGUAAAGAUGCAGCGCGUGCCAGGACCCAAGGACCCAGCGGAGCUGACUUACUACACCCUGUACAACGGGAAGCCUUUGCUGGGGACUGCAGCUGCCAAGAUCCUGAGCACCAUUGACUCCCAAAGGAUGGCCUUGACCCUGCAUCAUGUUGUCCUUCUGCAAGCUGACCCCGUGGUGAAGAAUCCACCCAACAACCUGUGGAUCAUUGCCGCGGUGCUGGCGCCCAUCGCUGUGGUCACGGUCAUCAUCAUCAUCAUCACUGCCGUGCUCUGCCGGAAGAACAAGAACGACUUCAAGCCAGACACCAUGAUGAACCUGCCUCAGAGAGCAAAGCCUUUGCCCAGUGGUUCCCUUCAUAUAAUUGAUGAGAACAUGGCUCCCUGGAACAGGCAGCCUUACGGGAAAGUAGUUAGGGCCACAUCCAGAUGCAGGAUGGAGCUUGGAGGGCCUGCAAUGGUUGGCAUGACCAUCUGCUCGGGACAGCCUGUGCAAGGCUUUGAUUAUGCCAAGCAGCACCUGGGCCAGCAAGGGGCGGAUGAGGAGGUCGUCCCUGUGACUCAGGAAACAGUGGUCCUCCCACUCCCUGUUAGAGAUGUUCCUGCCUCUCAGGAAAGAGACAUCACCCAGGAUGGAAGCACUAUCAAGACGGCCAAGUCCACCGAAACCAGAAAGAGCAGGUCGCCCAGCGAGAAUGGCUCUGUCAUCAGCAACGAAUCAGGGAAGCCCAGCUCAGGGAGGCGCUCGCCCCAGAAUGUCAUGGCACAGCAGAAAGUGACAAAGGAGGAGGCACGGAAGAGAAAUGUGCCGGCAAGUGAUGAAGAGGAAGGAGCGGUGCUUUUUGACAACUCUGGCAAGGCGGCUGCCGAUCCCUUUGACACAUCUUCUGGAUCUGUGCAGCUCAUUGCAGUAAAACCCACAGCCCUCCCCGUGGUGCAUCCCACAUCAGACAGGAGCCAGGAGUCGGCAGCCCUCAACGGUGAGGUGAACAAAGCCCUGAAGCAGAAGUCAGACAUCGAGCACUAUCGGAACAAGCUGCGCCUCAAAGCCAAGAGGAAGGGCUAUUACGACUUCCCCCCGGUGGAGACAAGCAAGGCUCAGACAGAAAGGAGAAAGAUGUAUGAGAAAACCCAAAAGGAAAUCGAGCAUGUUUUGGAUCCAGACCCAGAACUGGCCGCCCCAUUUGCUGAGUCUAAAAACAGGCAACAGAUGAAGAACUCUGUCUACCGAAGCCGGCAGUCUCUGAACAGCCCAAGUCCGGGGGAAACAGAGAUGGACCUUCUGGUGACUCGGGAGCGACCCCGGCGUGGGAUCCGCAAUAGCGGAUAUGAUACGGAGCCUGAGAUCAUAGAAGAAACCAACAUUGACAGAGUGAAUGAGCCCCGGGGCUACGGCAGGUCAAGGCAGGUGAAGGGCCACUCGGAGACGUCCACACUGAGCUCCCAGCCAUCCAUCGACGAGGUCCGGCAGCAGAUGCACAUGCUGCUGGAGGAGGCCUUCAGCCUGGCGUCCGCGGGCCACGCAGGCCAGGGCCGGCACCAGGAAGCCUAUGGCUCAGCACAGCACCUGCCCUACUCGGAGGUGGUGACCAGUGCUCCGGGGACCAUGACGCGGCCCAGGGCAGGAGUGCAGUGGGUGCCCACCUAUCGCCCAGAAAUGUACCAGUACAGUCUGCCUCGGCCGGCAUACAGGUUUUCCCAGCUUCCUGAAAUGGUCAUGGGCUCUCCCCCUCCACCUGUCCCUCCCCGGACUGGCCCCGUGGCUGUUACUUCUCUCAGGCGGUCCACCUCGGACGUGGGCAGCAAGACCAGGAUGGCCGAGUCCGCGGGGCCCGAGCCCGCCCAGCUGCACGACAGCGCCUCCUUCGCGCAGGUGUCCCGAGGCCCCGUGUCCGUGGCGCAGUUGGAUCAGUCGGCUUUAAAUUACUCAGGUAAUACGGUGCCGGCAGUGUUUGCCAUCCCAGCUGCCAACAGACCCGGCUUUACUGGCUACUUCAUCCCAACGCCUCCCUCGUCCUACAGGAACCAGGCCUGGAUGUCCUAUGCAGGAGAGAAUGAGCUCCCAAGCCAGUGGGCCGAUUCGGUCCCCCUCCCAGGGGUACAUCGAGGCUUACCCCCGGUCGCGUUACCAGCAGAACUCUCCCUCCAGACUCCCUCGCCAGUACAGCCAGCCCACAGGUAUGCACCCCAGCCUGGAGCAGGCCCCGGGGCCGUCCGCGGCGGCCUCGCAGCAGAGCCUGGCCGAGAACGACCCGUCUGAUGCGCCCCUGACCAACAUCUCCACCGCAGCCCUCGUGAAGGCCAUCCGGGAGGAGGUGGCCAAGCUGGCCAAGAAACAGACAGACAUGUUUGAGUUCCAGGUCUAAUACCUCAGCCCCGUGGAACUUCCAGACUCCGAGGGAACAGUCUUCCGGUGUCUCAACCUGACCUCCUGGGACUUGAGGCACAGACCACAUGGGAGUCUUUCUCACCCUCUGGACAGGUGAACGGUGGGGCUUCUGGGCAACAGAGGAGAUUCUUGGCCAACUGAAUUCUUGGCUUCUUCAGCUGACUGUAUGUCAAGAAGUCCCCGCGUGGGACUUUAUGUUUGAUAUUCUGUGAAGUUAAAUGUUUGAACUGUGGGUGUAUUUCCCUAUGGAGCCUUAGUCGCAAGAGACACUAACUGAUCUGCCGAUCCCUGAUCAAUGCCACAUUUUACUAAGUCACCAGAAGGGGGAGAACAUAGCUCUGUCUUCGCACUGGGGAGACAUUGUUAGAUUUUUCUGUGACUGACAAAUAUGUGGUCCCUUCUCUGAAGAGUCUCCUGACCUCGUGGAGGGGAUAGAUGCCUGGACAGCUGACUCUGAGCAAAAGCAGAUGGGCAUAAGUGCCUCAUGGAAGUGAAAAUAGAAUUCCAUGAGAGCCCAGAGGCUCUACGUUCCUCAUGACCCUCCAGACGGUGGAAGAAGCCACAAAGGAUGUUGGCAGUCCCGGAGAAGGAAUCAGAAGUCCAGAAAAAUGGAGCAACCUGAUCGAGGAUUCCGGCUCAAGCCUGAUUCACGAUUCAACUUGCUUUCCAUUUCACCACGCUGCCUGCACGCUUGUCUGUGACACGUUUCUUGAACUGUGCUAGGAAGUUUAAGCAGUAGACCAGGGUCAGAUGAGGGACGCCCUACAUUCUCGUGAAGAAAAAAGAUGAUUGGAUAUGUAAAGGACAUCAGUUAAAGUAUAUAAAGGACGAUGUGUUUGUGGCAUAAUAAACAUUUUUCAGAACUUGUUUUGAUGUGAGUUUUCUGCAUUCCUGAAAAGAAAUGCAUCUUGACUUUUUCCAGAGAGGGCCAUCAAGGAAAUGGUUUUCUCCUUACCUGCUGUUCAAGGCUGCAGGGGUGCAUUCCUCUCUCGGUGCCGUGGAUCCAAACGAGCAGGGAGGGAGGCCAUGACAGCUUGUCAUUAUGAGGCAGCAGAUUCUAUGCUCAGCAUUAGGGGAGGCAACCCCAUGUGCAGGAGCCUGAAAGUCUACAGUGUGCCCUGGUACCUAGGAUCUGAGAUGGCCGUGGUUACCUAUAUAGCUGGAAGUUCUCUCUUUCAGGGUGUGCUAUGGACUUAAUGUUGUGUCCCACCCCCAUUCAUAUGUUGAAAUCCUAACCCCAACAUGAUGGUAUUAGGAGAUGGGGCCUUGGGGAGGGGGUAGUUAAGUCAUGAGGGUGGAGUCCUCAUGAAUGGGAUUAGUGCCCUUGUAAAAGGGAUCCCAGAGAGCCCUCUUGCCCUCUUUUUUUGCCACAUGAGGAUACAGUCGGAAGUCAACAGUCUUGCAGCUCUGAAAAGGGUUCUUUCCAGACCCCGAUCCUGUUUGCACCCUGAUCUUGGACGUCCAGCCUCCAAAAGUGUGAGAAAUAAAUUUCUAUUGUUUAAAAGCCA